AUGUAUGCACUUGAGAAGCACUUGGUUUACAUUAUACACUGCAAGUGGUAACUGAACAACGACACCCAUUCUUGGUUUGCUUCCCACAACUCACCUUAUGGCCUCAAAUCAGCCGUUUAAUCUUUCUACCCCUGUGGUGUCUAUGCCAGGCAUAUGGGAUUUUUAAAGAGACUAUAGUGGGGCUGUAAUGUGAGCUAAUAGAAUUCAUGCACAGUUUGCACACACUCAUUCCGUCUGUAGGGCAGGGAGAUAAACAGUAACACCUGCACAGGUUACAGACUCAAUCCCCUGGGUUGUGUGUGUGUGUGUUUGAUGUUACACUGGUUGUCCUUUCACUAAUCUCCCGAGUGGCGCAGUGGUCUAAGGCACUGCAUUGCAGUGCUAGCUGUGCCACUAGAGAUCCUGGUUCGAAUCCAGGCUCUGUUGUAGCCGGCCGUGACCGGGAGACCCAUGGGGCGGCGCGCAAUUGGCCCAGCAUCGUCCAGGGUAGGAGAGGGAAUGGCCGGCAGGGAUGUAGCUCAGUUGAUAGAGCAUGGUGUUUGCAACGCCAGGGUUGUGGGUUCGAUUCCCACAGGGGGUAGGAAAAUAAAUAAAUAAUGUAAGUCGCUCUGGAUAAGAGCGUCUGCUAAAUGACUAAAAUGUAAAUGUAAUCCCCCCGUCCUCUCUCUCAGGUUAAGUAUUGGCCAGAGCCCUCUGACCCAGCAGGAGAAGCCAGUCACUCUAGGAGAGUAUCUAAGGCAGCUCUCCAAGCACAGAAACUUCAUGUGGUUCGCCUCUAUGAACCUGGUCCAGGUGUUUCACUGUCACUUCAACAACAACUUCUUCCCUCUGUUCCUGGAGCACCUCCUCUCUGACAGCAUCUCUGCCUCCACCGGCUCCAUUCUGCUGGGUAAGACCAGUACUGCUGGAUAUAUGCACCAUGACAAGGGAAGGGCCUCAUGUAUAGAAUGGGCUUAGUUUCAUACCCUGGUCCCAGAUCUGUUUGUGCUGUCUUGCCAAUUUCUAUGGCCAUUGUCACGUUUGGCCUGACAAUGACCAUAGGAGUUGGCAAGACGGCACAAACAGAUCUGGGACCAGGCUAUUAGUUUUUAUCUGUUUACAUUUUUGGAAGGAUGAGUUCUUAGAAUGUGAGGAAACACAAUUUAUCACUUGUCUCCAUACAUUAAUAAAUGUGGCUUUUCAGUCCACGGUCACACUUUAUUUGGAUAGUCUGGAUUUUCCAUCUGUAUAUGCUCAACAGAUGGUCAUACUAUCAACAAUCUAUCUGUUGAUAAGCAACUGCUUGUUAAGGUUAGGUUUAGAAUAAGGGUAUGGGAUAGGAUAAGGGUUAAGGUUAGGGUUAGAGCUAGGGUUAGUAGAUGGUUAGUUGAAAUGUUACUCAGUCUGUAGAUCGAUCAUCCAUCUGUAGAUGCUCUACAGACUAUCCAAAUAAAGUGUUACCCAGUCCACUAACAGCUGCUCUCGACGACUACUCACAGGGAUCUCCUACAUAGCACCCCACCUGAACAACCUGUAUUUCCUGACCCUGUGUCAGCGCUACGGGGUCUACACGGUCAUCCGCUGGCUGUUCGUGGUCAAGCUGGCUCUCAGUGUGGCCAUGCUGCUGGCCGGGGCCGACCAGGUCUACCUGCUGUGCAUCUUCAUCGCCAGGUACUGACGCACACACACACACACACACACACACACACACACACACACACACACACACACACACACACACACUUUCCUCAUUCAAUUGAAUACUGUACAUUACAUGCUAAUGUAAAAUACUAACAUAGUUUGCUAGAAAUGUUCAUAAGCAACACAUUUGUAUUUCAUUUUACAUAUCAAGGUCAUGUACUCAAGUCAUGGAAGUUAUUUUCAUAUCAAGGACCCAGUGUCAUGUGUUUUUCCAAUACUUGUCGAAGCUGAGCAAAUCAAUGAAGAUUCCCAGCUUACCCAGCAGUUUUGUGUGGCUCUGUUUGCAUUGGGCCUGGCUGGGUGUUGUGUGUCAGCCAACCAACCAAUCCCUUUAUCAACAUGGGGCUGGGUGCAGCCUACCACUAGUCCCCUUGGCACAGUGCCAUUGUUUUCAUAGACCACAAUGAGAUAAAGUCAUAGUGGAGGAGAGGCUUUUCUCUGUUGGUUUGGGCCUUUAUAUAAAUGCCUUGACCUUUUUAGCCCAGCAGGUUUCUUUUGCUUCUCCUUUUUCCCCCCCCUUCUAAACUCCUGCUCGGGAAAAUCUGUUGCAUAUUCCGAAGUAUUGUAUAUUAGCAGAUCAAAUCAAAAUCACAUUUUAUUUGUCACAUGCUUUGUAAAAAAUAGGUGUAGACUAACAGUGAAAUGCUUACUUACGGGCCCUUCCCAACAAUGCAGAGAGACAAAUAAUAGAAAGAUAAUAACAUGAGGAAUAAAUACACAAUCAGCAAUGACAACAUGGUUAUAUACACGGGGUACCAGAACCGAGUCGAUGCACAGGGGCACGAGGCAAUUGAGUCAGACACGCACAUACAGGUAGGGGCAAAGUGACUAGGCAACAGGAUAGUUAAUAAGCAGCAACGUAUGUGCUGAGUCAAAACAGUUAGUGCAAAGGGGAGGGUCAAUGCAGAUAGUCCAGGUAGCUAUUCGGUUAACUACACUGAACAAAAAUAUAAACGCAACAUGUAAAGUGUUGGUCCCAUGUUUCAUGAGCUGACAUAAAAGAUCCACAAAAUUUUCCAUACGCACUAAAAAGCUUAUUUCUCUCAAAUGUUGUACACACAUUUGUUUACAUCCCUGUUAAUGAGCAUUUCUCCUUUGCCAAGAUAAUCCAUCUACCUGACAGGUGUGGCAUAUCAAGUAGCUGAUUAAAGAGCACGAUCAUUACAUAAAUGCAGUGGUGUAAAGUACUUCAGUACAAAUACUUUAAAGUACUACUUAAGUAGUUUUUUGGGGUAUCUGUACUUUACUUUACUAUUCCUAUUUUUGCCAACUUUUACUUUUACUUCACUACAUUCCUAAAGAAAAUAAUGUACUUUUUACUCCAUACAUUUUCCCUGGAACUGAAAAGUACUCAUUACAUUUUGACAGGAAAAUGGUCCAAUUCAUGCACUUACCAAGAGAACAUCCCUGGUCAUCCCUACUGCCUCUGAUCUGGGGACUCACUAAACACAAGUGCUUUGUUUGUCAAUUGUGUUGGAGUGUGCCCCUGGCUAUCUGUAAAUACAAAUAAAUAAAUAAAAUUGUGCCAUCUGGUUUGCUUAAUAUAAGGAAUUUGAAAUGAUUUACAGUACCAGUCAAAAGUUUGGACACACCUACACAUUCCAGGGUUUUCCUUAUUUUGGCUAUUUUCUACAUUGUAGAAUAAUAGUGAAUACAUCAAAACUAUGAAAUAACACAUAUGGAGUCAUGUAGUAACCAAAAAAGUGUUAAACAAAUCAAAAUAUAUUUUAUAUUUGAGAUUCUUCAAAGUAGCCACCCUUUGCCUUGAUGACAGCUUUGUACACUCUUGGUAUUCUCUCAACCAGCUUCAUGAGGUAGUCACCUGGAAUGCAUUUCAAUGAACAGGUGUGCCUUGUUAAAAGUUCAAUUGUGGAAUUUCUUUCCUUCCUUCAGUUGUGUUGUGACAAGGUAGGGGUGAUAUACAGAAGAUAGCCCUAUUUGGUAAAAGACCAAGUCCAUAUUAUGGCAAGAACAGCUCAAAUAAGCGAAGAGAAACGACAGUCCAUCAUUACUUUAAGACAUGAAGGUCAGUCAAUCCGGAACAUUUCAAGAACUUUGAAAGUGCAGUUGCAAAAACCAUCAAGCGCUAUGAUGAAACUGACUCUCAUGAGGACCGCCACAGGAAAGGUAGACCCAGAGUUACCUCUGCUACAGAGGAUAAGUUCAUUAGCGUUACCAGCCUCAGAUUGCAGCCCAAAUAAAUGCUUCACAGAGUUCAAAUAACAGACGCAUCUCAACAUCUACUGUUCAGAGGAGACUGCGUGAAUCAGGCCUUCAUGGUCGAAUUGCUGCAAAGAAACCACUACUAAAGGACACCAAUAAUAAGAAGAGACUUGCUUGGACCAAGAAACACGAGCAAUGGACAUUAGACCGGUGGAAAUCUGUCCUUUUGGUCUGAUAAGUCCAAAUUUGAGAUUUUUGGUUCCAACCGCCGUGUCUUUGUGAGACGCAGAGAAGGUGAACGGAUGAUCUCCGCAUGUGUGGUUCCCACCGCGAAGCAUGGAGGAGGAGGCGUAAUGGUGUGGGGGUGCUUUGCUGGUGACACUGUCAGUGUGGUAGCCAGCAUGGCUACCACAGCAUUCUGCAGCGAUACGACAUCCCAUCUGGUUUGCGCUUAUUGGGAUUAUCAUUUGUUUUUCAACAGGACAAUGACCCAAAACACACCUCCCAGGCUGUGUAAGGGCUAUUUGACCAAGGAGAGUGAUGGAGUGCUGCAUCAGAUGACCUGGCCUCCAGUCACCCGACCUCAACCCAAUUUGAGAUGGUUUGGGAUGAGUUGGACCGCAGAGUGAAGGAGAAGCAGCCAACAAGUGCUCAGCAUAUGUGGGAACUCCUUCAAUACUGUUCGAAAAGCAUUCCUCAUGAAGCUGGUUGAGAGAAUGCCAAGGGUGUGCAAAGCUGUCAUCAAGGCAAAGGGUGGCUACUUUGAAGAAUCUGAAAUAUAAAAUAUAUUUUGAUUUGUUUAACACUUUUUUUUUUUUUGGUUACUACAUUAUUCCAUAUGUGUUGUUUCAUAGUUUUGAUGUCUUCAAUGAGUAGGUGUGUCCAAACUUUUGACUGGGACUGUGUACUUUUACUUUUUAUACUUAAGUAUAUUUUAGCAAUUCAAUUUACUUUUGAUACUUAAGUAUAUUUAAAACCAAAUACUUUUAAACAUUUACUCAAGUAGUAUUUUACUGGGUAACUUUCAAUUUUACUUGAGUCAUUUUCGAUGACAAUUGAGUACUUUUUCCACCACUGCAUAAAUGUGCAGUUUUGUCACACAACACAAUGCCACAUUGUCUCAAGUUUUGAGGGAUCUUGCAAUUGGCAUGCUGACUGCAGCAAUGUCCACCAGAGCUAUUGCCAGAGAAUUUGUUUAUUUCUCUACCAUAAGCUACCUCCAACGUCGUUUUAGAGAAUUUAGCAGUAUAUCCAACUGACCUCACAACCGCAGACCACGUGUAACGACGCAGGACCUCCACAUCUGGCUUCUUCACCUGCGGGAUCAUAUGAGACCAGCCACCUGGACAGCUGAUGAAACUGUGGGUUUGCACAACUGAAGAAUUUCUGCAAAAAUGGUCAGAAACCGUCUCCGGAAAGCUCAUCUGCGUGCUCGUCGUCCUCACCAGGGUUUUGACCUGACUGCAGUUCGCCGUCGUAACAGACUUCAGAGGGCUGUUCAGGGUCCUGUUGGUUCCGGACUUGGUGCAUCGGUACCGCUUGCCAUGCGGUAGUAGAGAGAACAGUCUAUGACUUGGGUGUCUGGAGUCUUUGACAAUUUUUAGGGCCUUUCUCUGACACCGCCUGGUAUAGAGGUCCUGGAUGGCAGGGAGCUCAGCCCCAGUGAUGUACUGGGCCGUACGCACUACCCUCUGUAGAGCCUUGCGGUCGGAUGCCAAGCAGUUGCCAUACCUAGCGAUGAUGUAGCCAGUCAAGAUGGUCUCAUUGGUGCAGCUGUAUAACUUUUUGAGGAUCUGAGAGCCAAUGCCAAAUCUUUUCAGCCUCCUGAGGGGGAAGAGGCGAUGUCGUGCCUUCUUCACGACUGUAUUGUGUGUGUGUGUGUGUGUGGACCAUGUUAAUUCCUUAAUGAUGUGGACACCGAGGAACUUGAAGCUCUUGACGCGCUCCACUACAGCCCCAUCGAUGUGAUUGGGGGCAUGCUCCGUCCUCCGUUUCCUGUAGUCCACUAUCAGCUCCUUUUUGUCUUGCUGACGUUGAGGCAAAAUUGGAAACGGUGUUUACAAUACUUCAGUAAUGGCUCUGAAAUAUGCUUAUACUCUUGUGCUCCUUCUCCCCCUCCCAAGUAACCGGGUAUUUACGGAGGGCACCUGCAAGCUGUUGAACCUGGUCAUCACAGAUCUGGUGGACGAGGACUUUGUGGUGAACCGGCGCCAGCAGGCAGCGUCAGCGCUGCUCUUCGGCAUGGUGGCCCUUGUGACCAAGCCUGGCCAGACCUUUGCUCCUCUCAUCGGCACCUGGCUGCUGUGUGUCUACACAGGUAUACAUGGGCAGAGGGGCAAAAGCACAAAAGUCUGUUUUAAAUACAGGCUCCUCGAAGAUGCAGAAAUCAGUCACUGUGAAUGAACUAGAAUCAAACCAAUUUCACUAACCUUACUCUAGGCGGAUUCCCACGCAUUCAUGCCUGUUCUUUAUUCUCUCUCUUUAUUUCCAGGCUACGAUAUCUUUGAGAGAAACUCCAUACAGGACUCUGUAGCAGCAAUGGCAUCCCCUGUCUCAGGCCAAGCAGGCUCCACUGUUCCACUGCGCCAGGGCUGUUUCUACCUGCUAGUGUUUGUGCCCAUCUCCUGUGCCCUGCUACAGCUACUGGCCUGGUCCCGCUUCACCCUCCACGGUCGCAGACUGCAGGACGUCAAGGCCCAGAGGCAGGGAACCCAGCACAGCCACCUCAUGGACAUCAAGGCCAUCUGA
Messenger RNA from Coregonus sp. 'balchen', 6591 nucleotides. NCBI's taxonomy places the organism in Eukaryota, Metazoa, Chordata, Actinopteri, Salmoniformes, Salmonidae. The record is from the annotation of a GenBank genome assembly.